UGUUGAGGGCAGGGGCGGGGCCUUGCCCCCCUGUGUUGAUCAGGCAUUGGGUGCAGGCUGCCCAGGGAAGGGGGCGUGACUUUAGAGGCUCCCUCGGCAUGCUCUGGGAAGGAGGCGCUGUGGAGCCACUGGGGGAAGCAAGGAGAUGGGCAUGAACCAAGCGCACACGGCCCGGGCGGCAGGUGGCAACCGCGCGGACCAGCGUGGCAGCACCAGGGGGGGCCCUGGAGUUCAGCUUGUGUGCACCCUAGCCGUGGGCACGGGAAGUCAGUCUGAUCACUGCUUCAUAAUGUCCGGUCACCGUGUGCGGUGCUCUGCAUUGGAAGGACUGAUGGACACCCCCCUUCCUACAGGCUGUGUCGAAUCUCCCUUCAGCCAUCCACACCGUGAGAAUUUGCACGUGGACGAAAGCCUGUGUCUCUCAUGGUAAAGGCCUUACCAUGGACAAUCAUGCCCUGUCAGUCACCUCAGGGAGCAGCGGGGGAACCAGGAGCCCCGGCCCAAGUCCUCACUCAGGCAGUCUGCUGGGAAACCCACUGCCUGGGGCCCAGGGGCUUCUUGCUUCUGUAGCUGGGAUGCUCCACUUGGCCCUCCCUGCAUGGAAUAGCGUUGCCAAGAGUCAAGAUCUAUUUCCAGAGAGAUGAUGGGAGCCGGUCUCCUGGAGAAGUGAGCCGGCUUGUUCUGGGAAGGCCAGAAGUCAGUGACUUCUCUCAGCCUCCGUGCCCUCAUUUGUAGAAUGAAGAAAUAGCACCUGCCCCACUUGGAGCAUUCCAGAGGCCUGGAUUUUGAUUCUAUAACUUUCUGUGUUAUUAAUUUUAAUUUUUUAAUUUUCAUUUUAUUUGAAACACAGAGGGGUACAAAGAGAGACAUGGAGAGAUCUUUCAUCUGCCAGCUCACUCUCCAAAUGUUUGCGACAGCCAGGGCUGGGUGGGGCCAAAGCCAGGAGCCUGGAACUCCAUCAGGGUCUCCCGCAUGGAUGGCAGGGACCCGAGUACUUGAGCCAUCAUUUACUGCCUCCCAGUAUGUGCAUUAGCAGGAAGCCGGAUCAGAACUGGAGUAGCGGGGACUGGAGCCAGGCACUCAGGUAUGGGAUGUGGGCGCCCCAAGCGGUGACUUAACUGCUGUACCAUACACCUGCUCCAGUGGCUACUGCUUUAGGACGAGUGCCCGAGGGUAGGCUAGACAUGCUGAAGGCCAAACACAGAGUCUGAAUAUUUAUCAGGUCACCCAACUAGCUAGCACCUGCUGGUGCGGACCGCCAGGUGGGUGAGUUAGGUGAGCAGGAGUCAGCUUCUGCCGUCCGGGAUCUCACACUCAUGAGAUGCAGGGUAGAAGGGAGGGCUGCCCUAGGAGAGGUGCAGAGACUGCUCCCAGAGGGCUGGGGGAGGGCAAGCCCGCCUGAGGCGGGGGCGUGCAGGCCUGAGAGAGCGUUAAGGAAGCAGUGGUCUGAGCAGAGCCCUGCAGCCUGGCUGGGGUUGGGAAGAGAAGCCAACAGGCAGCACACUGUCCUUCCCGGGGCUUGGCACCCUGGAGACGUCCGGGGAGGCACCUCCCUCACUACUGCUGUCUUCCUCGGGCCCUCCGGCCAUCACACAGGGUUUACCAAAGCCCCCUGGGGACAGAAGGAAGGGCAAAGACCUGCAGGAUGGGGGCUUUGUCAUAGCUCUGCUCUGAGAUCCCCAGAGCCAGGCCAGGCAUCAUUUUGAGGCAAGGCACAGAAGUCCACUGUGAUCACAGGUUAAGGAAAAGGGAGGGAGUUGGCUGUUAGGUAUGGACUAGUUCGGGGUUCUCGCCUUUUGUACCCCCAGAAAGUAGAGAUGGAGAAAGGAGACGGAGACCGACCUCAUCAGAGACGGGUGUUUUAUUGGAAGCAAAGAGGUUGGCGACAGUCUGUUCUUGCGAAGAGACUGUGUGCUGGGCGCAUUUAGAACUCAGGUUUUUAUCCAGUUAAGGAGGGAAUUUGCCACUUCUGGGGGAGGGGGGAUGGGAGGGUGGUUGAAGGCUCUUUGAAGUCUCAGGGAACUUUCCCCUUACCUGUUUCAUAGCUGCCCUGCACAGCUUUUCUGCUUUGCCAUUUGCAUUGCAAGGAGUUGAAAAGGGCCUGGUUAGGCACCAAGGAUCUCCACAAAAGGGAGGAAAUGGGGUGGGGGAGGGAGGAGGGAAAGGUGCCACAAGUCCCUUACUGGCACUGUGGCAUAGUGGGCAAAGCUGCCUCCUGCUGCACUGGCCACCCACAUGGGUGCUGGUUUGUGUCCCAGCUGUUCCACUUCCAAUCUAGCUCCCUGCUAACAGUUGGGAAAAGCAGCGGAGGAUGACCCAAGUGUUUGGGUUCCUGCCAUCCAUGUGGGAGACCCGGAUGAGGCUUCUGCUCCUGGCUUCCACCUGGCCCAGCCCUGGUCAUUGCAGCCAUCUGGGGAGUGAACCAGUGGAUGAAAGAUAUCCCCUCCUUUUCUCUCUGAAACUCUGACUUUCAAAAUUAAUUUUAAAAAUCUUAAAAAGAAGCAAAAGGGACCGAGGCAGACGCUGGGGACUGCCAGGUGUCCGAUUACAGGCACGGGAAAGACCUGAGACAGCUCCUUGGGGCACUUUGUCGCCUGCCCCGUGGCGGGCUGGCUUCUUCCUUUUGCACACCGGUUCCUCCUGCUUGCUCCCAGGCUGCCUCUCGCACUCACUCAGAGGCUCGCACGUGGCCCGUCAGUGCCUCCAGGAAGGUGACCUCCGCCCACCAGCUUCCAAGGCCUUCCUACCCCAGUCCCUGCGGCUGUUGGCCAGUGUCAGAGAGUUCGAUUCCAAAUUCGUCAGGGAGAGACUCAGAUGGGGUCAGCUUCGGUGAGCCAUCUGCCGCUGGCCCAAUCAGCUACAGCAGGGCCCGACUCAGGCCCUUAGGCAUCGUAGGGCUGUGCCCUUCCAAGCUGUUUUUCCAAGAAGAGAUGGUGGGGAAGUGAUGAGCCCCUCCAGCAGGAAGAGCUUCCAUCUCCUGCAUAGGCUGUGGGCACCCACACCCGCUCCACAGAGGACAGGCCUGUGGGCCUGCGUCUAUUCCUGCCGCCGUCAGUGGGAUUGCGGUAAACACACCAUGAAUUACUGAGCAAGGGCGACCCUACACAGCCUACCUGCCGCCUUUUCUCUCUAGACCUCAUCAGCCCAUUUAAAAAAAUGCAUUUAUUUAUUUAUUUGUGAGGUAGAGUUAGAGAGAGAGAGAGAGAGAGAGAGAGGUCUUCAUCUGCUGGUUCACUCCCCAAAUGGCCACAACCGGUGGAGCUGGGCUGAUUGGAAGCCAGGAGCCAGGAGCUUCUUCCUGGUCUCCCACAUCGGUGCAGGGGCCCAAGGACCUGGGCCAUCUUCUACUGCUUUCCCAGGCCAUAGCAGAGAGCUGGAUCGGAAGAGGAGCAGCCGGGGCUAGAACCGGUGCUUCAGGCCAGGGCUUUAACUCACUGCGCCACAGCGCCAGCCCCCUCAUCAGGCCAUUUUAAAAGAAAGUUUUGUGGCUCAGUUAGAAGAAGGAAUGAUGGAGGCAGCUCCCUUCACUCCCUCACUCCCUCCACUCCCUCCACUCCCCAGACCAAGUCCUCAGCUGUCAUCACGGGCUCUCCCAGAUCUCUAGGUUCUGAGCACCCCAAUUGAGACACAGCCAGCUGUAGAAACAUUGAAUGGGGUAGGGUCGGGGGAGGACAGGACAGUGAAGACAAAGCAGCAAGUUCAGAUAGUGGGGGGAGAGUUGACAAUGGCCAGGCAGUUGCAUGUCUUGGCCAAUAGGGGUCGCCGUCAACCCCCUGCAGCUUGGUUUGGCAGGUGGAAGAGGCCAGCCGCAGCCUGUGAGAGGGUCUGAGAGACCGGGCACUGGCUCGUCCCCUUCUGCUAAGCACGGCUCUAAGCGCGUCGCGAGGAACCCGAUGAGGCAGGUACUGUUUCAUCACCCCAUUUUACAGAAGGGACCAUUGAGUCCAGCCAACUGCUCUUCCACUGGGGUCUAGAGCCCCACCUAGAAUGCCUGUCUAUAGCAGCAGCCCGCUGGUUCCUUCCGCCUCCGAGCGUGCGGCAGUAUUCUUCCAACCUUUAUGUUUAAGCUCAGCGGCUUCCUUUCAUUCGUUUAUUCACUCUGGCGCUCCACCAGGAGCCCAGGAGCAUUGCUGUGUGCUGAGACUGGGGGGACAAAGCGUCCAAGGAGCCUGCCCCAGGAGCUUACGGCUCAGCUGGGAGCUGCAAAUGCGUGGACGCCCAGCUGCCCGCGGUGAAGGGAGAAGCAGGAGCCAGGGCCAAGAUUGGUCCAGGCAGCUGGGCUGUGCCGGAAAUAGCAGGGCUAUUUGGAAAUGGAGCUCGGGCCGGACUUGCCAGGUCAGGUGGCUGUGGGUGGCGUUUCCCCUGUAGGGGUCGGUGCCUCCCUGGGGAAAUUCUCGGGGCUGGAGUCACCCCACGCUCCCACGCUGAGGCCCCGGUGCGCUGGUGCGCAGCUGCAGGCUGUUCCGGCUCCUCCCGUCCCCCCACCCCACCCCGACAUCCAGAGUGGUGAGCGCUGCCCGCCGAGGCCCUGCCCGCACUCCCCCUGCCCGGAUUCCUCAGCAGUCAGGCCCGCUCCUGGGACCUGUCCGGCAAGGCUUGGAAGCCCGGUCCCUGCGGACCUGCUAGUUAAUGAGUUCUGCAAAAACUAGGUCUGUGCGUAAUCGAAGUGGGAGUGCAGGGUGCACGCGGGCCCUGCAUGAAUUCAGUCCAGUGGGCAGAGGAGCCGGGUGGGCUCCGCGCGCUGCUGCAGGACCCGCGGAGCGCUCUGGGCGCAUCCAUUUGCAGGCCCGUUGCUUCUCAGGCCCUCGGCCCCAUGUGGCAGCCCGUCUCCAGUCUGCCCUUCCUGUCUCCUGCUGCCACGCGGAGGCGCUGGGUAUCUGUGCCCUCUGCCCACCCCCACCGAGCUGCCUGAUGGUCGCAGGCAGCAUUGAAUGACUGCUCCGGACUACAGCGGGCCUAUUGCUUUACUCCCUUCCUACUCUUGGCCAUUUUCCUGCCAGACGGGGACAAGUGGGUAGAGAGUAAAUGAAGCUGGAAUUACAGCAGCGAGCACACAGGUCUGGGUGCAGUGGGGACAUUCCACGUGGCUGGAGAAUGAGUCCAGAUCCCUACAGGCGUGUCCCCUGCGGUCCUGUGGGCCACCAGCCCCAGCACCCCAGGCCUGGCCACCUGCCAGUGUGCGGGGAAUGAGACCAGGCCCUGCCUCCUUGCCACUGGGGUGGUCUGAGCAUAGGGAAUGAAGGCAGGGGGACAUUCGGGGAGGGGUCUCUCAGAGUACCAGCCCUUGAGGAGCACAGGCAAUGCCAGCCUCUGGCUGCCUUGAUCCGAGACGUCAGACCCCAGUAGGAAAGCAUGUGGCCUUGCUAUGGUUCUCUCCUCUUUGUACUCAAAUGCCACCUCUGCUGGGAAGCCUUCCGUGAUGACUCCAGAGUUGGUUACUUGUGCUUCCCGGAACUCUGUGUCCACACUGAGCGUGCUGUUGGCCCUUGAUGCCCGGCUGCCUCACGAGCCUGUUGCUACUCCUGACUGGAGACUUCCGGUGAAGAGGAGGGCUUGGCAUGUGCAUGUUUAGGGGUGGUCCUGCUCCUCCCCUGGCUGGAGGUGUAACUGUGUAACUCUUACACUGAGCUCCAGCCGCUGCCAGGCAUCUGUGCCUGUGGUGAGGAGUAGAUGAGAUGCCCCCUCCCUUCUCGCCACCUCCUUUACAUCACCUGCUAUUUAGGGCACCUGGGUUCUGGGGUCAGACGGACCUGGAUUUGAACUUGGCUCCAUCUCUUACGACCUCUCUGUGCCUCGGUUUCCUCAUCUGUAAAGUGACAAUGAGCAGCCCUAGCUUGGGUUUUGUGUGCCGUUCGGUCAGGAGAACACAGUGGGGUGGUGUGUGGAGUGCUUAGCACAGGCCUGGCACAAACAGCCAGCAGGCCGGCGACCGCCGCAGCUCGGGUCGUUGUGAGCUGUGCGAGUUGGGAGGGGCAGAAGUCUCAGGUGCCCUGGUGCCCAGUGGCCAGCGAGGGCUGAGUACAGAAAGCAAAGGGAGAUGUUGCAUUGUAACCCGGGGAGCGUGUGACAAAUGGAUUGCUGUCUUGUCACCCUCUGUCAUCAAGAGUGCUGAGGACAGGAUGCAGAGCCUGGCCAGAGAAUGUGGGUCUGGGAAGGCGCCCAGGGGUCCCUGCCCUCCGGAGCUGUCACCGCCCUCCUCGCCUCCCCGCUCUCCCAGCCUCUGGCAGAGGCAGGUGAGCUGGAGGUGACAGACGCGCAGCCACUGAUAGCCAGAAACUUAACCCAGACGGAAAGAAAAUCCAUGGCUGCCAGCUCCCACGGACGCUGGAGCAAUUGCUAGAGAGUCAAGGUCGAUGGCCAGGCAGACGGGGAGAACCAAGGGAAGGGCUGGUGCUGGCUGAGGGUGGUGGCUUCCCGAGCUCUGGGCCGGGGUGCGGCCGCAGAAAUGGGCAAAGCUGUGAACACCUCGGCCUGCCUUGCUGGCCCAGGGUCCCGUCCAUGUGUGCGGCUCCCUGAGAUGUGGAGAUGCACCCAGCUGACCUUUACUGCGUGUUAUGCGCUCCGCUCUCCGUGGGCCAGCCUGUGCGCUGCUCAGCCCUACCCACUUUCCUCAGAUGAACCAGGGACGGCCGUGGGCCCUGGGUACCGGUCAGGACCCGAGGUAAUGAGCUCCUCUCUCCGUGUCUCCGUGGCCCACGUGGCCUCGAUCACUUUGCGUGAGCCUCCUGGAUCAGCCAAAGGCACUGUCAUUGUCGGCCUGGGGUCCAGACAAACAGAACAACCGUUACGUGAACACUGCUGGUCGCAGGAACAGAGGGAGAGACCGAGAGGGACGGGACCCUGCCCAGACUUGGGCUUCCUCCGAGCUGCUGCUCACGUCCCGCUGGGCGAAGCAAGUCGCGUGCCUGCAUCUAACUCCCCGUGCGGCACAGGACAAGGCGGCUGCGUUUCGGGGAGGUUGCGUGAAUUCGUGUCCCUUAAGCACUUAGAACAGCACCUUGUGCCCAGUGAGCCCCGCGCAGUGUUAGCUGGGACCCCGCUGCUGUCUCUGUUGUUUGCUGUUAAGGACGGGGACCCCAAGGCUCAGGAAGGUGCAGUGACUUGCUCAAAGCCAGGGCCCGGGCUGGGGAAGCCCAGACAGAAACCCGUGACAGCCGGUGGCCUCUUGGUGCUGUCCUCAGGGCCCGAGUCCCGGCUGUUCAAGGAACAGGGCCAACUCAGGAACGGACAAGCCCCACUCUCUACUCCCAGAGAGGAGCCAGGUGUGUGUGUGCCUGUGUGUGUCUGUAUCUGUGUGUGUGUGUCUCUGUGUAUCUAUGUGUGUGUUUGUGUGUGCUUACAUGUGUCUGCAUGUGUGUUUCUGUGUGUCUCUGCGAUUGUGUGUAUCUGUGUGUGUCUGCAUCUCUGUGUGUAUGUAUCUGUGUGUCUGUGUGUGCGUAUCUGUGUGUAUGUGUCUGUGUGUCUCUGUGUGUCUUUGUGUGUAUGUAUCUGUAUGUCUGUGUGUGUAUCUGUGUGUCUCUCUGUGUGUGCUUGCACACACCUGUGUGUCUGUGUGUAUGUGUCUGUGUGUGUAUAUUUCUGUGUGUGUCUCUGUGGUUGUGUGUAUAUCUGUGUGUGUCUGUGUGUCUACAUAUCUCUGGGUCUAUGUGUAUGUAUCUCUGUGUGUGUGUCUCUGUGUGUUUGCAUGCAUCUGUGUUUGUGUGUGUGUGCACGUGUGACCAACAGACAUGGAACAGAGAGAGACAGGCAUGGAGCAGACAGGCCCCUCGGGAGCCAGCUCAGCAGACUGGUGGAGGCAGGGUACGGGGGGACCCCUGCAGACCCCUGCAGAAGCGGCUGUGGCUCCUGCUCCCGGGACUCAGGCAGGCCUGGUGGGGGAGGUGGUGUCUGCUGGACUCCCCAGCCUGGAGUCGGAGACGGGGGAGGAGAGUGAGAGCGUCUGCUGAGGGUGUCUGGGGCAAGAGCGAGGCCGCGGUCUGUUCUGACCAGAGCGCACUGCCACGAAGGGGCACACACGGCAACUGCCGGCCACUCCCGCACUGCUGGCAGCAAGGACCAGAGGCUUAUCAUGGCAUUCCGGCAGAUGGCAGCAAACGCCAGGACCCAGUGCUGGGCUGGGGAUUCCCUCGGUCCCCGCUGCUGGCUGGGCGCACUGUGUCCCUCUGUGGAGGUGUCCCCUCCAGAUGUUGCUCCCGGGACUUCCACAAGUCCCUUCACUGAGGUCCCCAGGUAAAGGCUUCCUGCAUGCCAGGUGUGCCCCAUCUGAGCCAGGGUCACACGGUCCCAGGCGGUCAUGGCUCAGCUCUCUCCGUCACCCCGAGUGAGCCAUCUGUCUCCAGGCUGAACCCCAACGAUGCAGAGUGCUUCCUCCAAGAGGCUACUCUGGCCCACAGCAGCUCAGAAAACCCCCCGACGCUGCUGCACAGCCCUCAGGGGAGUUACCCUGAGCAGGAGGGCCCAGGAGCGGCCCGGACGCCGUCAGUCCUGGGGAGGCAGGAGCCAGGUGAGGGGAGUAGUGCAGGCAGCAGGGUGGCACCUCUGGCCUUCUUGUGGCAGCUCCCAGGAUCUCCGUGAAUGCUGUGCUGGGAUUGGGUGGGCUCUAUGAGCCUGGGGAGGAGCGCGAGGACCCUGGGUGUCAAGUGACAGCGACCAGCGGGCGCGCUGGCUCCUCAUGGCUGCCCCCUGCAGUGUAAGGGUGUUGCCUCGACUUUCCCAUUAGUCUGUGCGCUCUUGGCCAAGGCUUAGCCCCUCGAGUCUCUGUCUGUGUGGGCACAGCCACGUGGGAAGACACAGGAAGUAGCUGGGGAGGUCCCUGAGCUGAGCCGGGCUGGGUGGUCUCGACCUGGAGACCGCCUUUCGGGCGGGACCCCUGGCUUCCCCUGCAAGGCACGCCCGCCAGUAGCAGAGAAAAGUCUGACUUACAAGGAUUUUAGAAAACACCAUUUUACUCUUUUUUAUUUUUUUCCAAAACGUAAGCGAGUAAUCGAGAACAUUCCUCCCGAGUCCAGCGCUAUUUCCUCUCCAGUUGGCUGCCCCGCAAGGCAAAUCCCAAGCCUGCUUUAAUGAAUAUAGAAAACUCACUUGUCAUUAGUUGGACAAAAGCUAAUGGAGUGGAGUCCUUGAGGACAGUGGGUCUCUUGAGCAAAUUAAACACUCCCCUUGCAAUCUCUACUGCAAUGUUCAAUUGUUUACCAAAGUCUGCCUUCCCAGGUAGCAUUAAGGUGAAAUUUCCCAAGUUCUGGCCAUUAGAUCAGGAGAUUUUAUUGAGCGGUUUUGUUUUGAAGAGAAAAAAGGCAUAUCGGGUAGGGUUUGCAGAGGGGCCCAUAAAUAUAUUUCACCUCUGGUGUCACUCUGGCCUCCGCUCGUGGCAGACAUCGCUAAUCAAUCAUGCGCUCCCGCCUAUUAACUCCAAACAAACCACCUGCAAAGCAGGGCACAGGGUAUGUGGGUCUCUGUGCGGGGCAGAGGGAUGAGCCCUGGGCAGGGCGUCAGAGAGCUCCGCCCGUCAUGCCCUGUGACUUUCCUCUCUCUGAGUCCAGCUCCCACUUUGCUCCACUGGGCCACCAUCGCUUACCGGCUGCCUGAGGCUGUGGCAAGCACAGAGCUUUCCAGAGCUGCGGGCACGGCUGCACCUGCUGCCCCGUCAGGGCUGUCCUGGUGGCAUAGCCCAUCUUCUGCUUUUUUUUUUUUUUUUUUUUUGACAGGCAGAGUGGAUAGUGAGAGAGAGAGAAAGGUCUUCCUUUGCCGUUGGUUCACCCCCCAAUGGCUGCUGCGGCUGGCGUACUGCGAUGAUCAGAAGCCAGGAGCCAGGUGCUUCUCCUGAUCUCCCAUGAGGGUGCAGGGCCGAAGGACCUGGGCCAUCCUCCACUGCACUCCCAGGCCACAGCAGAGAGCUGGCCUGGAAGAGGAGCAACCGGGACAGAAUCCGGUGCCCCAACCGGGACCAGAACCCGGGGUGCCGGUGCCAUAGGCGGAGGAUUAGCCUAUUGAGCCGCGGCACCAGCCCUUCUGCUGUUCUACAGAAUACUUGAGACUGGGUCGUUUAUAAAUGAGAACAGUUUAUUUGGGCUUGUGGUUCUGGAGGCGGGGAAAGCCAAGAACCCGCCAUGGCUCCUGGGAAGGGUGAGCAGGUGUGCUUGGAAGAGACAGAACCAGAGGGGGGCCUUGCUUUAUAGCAACCCCUGUCCCUGCAGCUCAUUGAACCCCAUGACAGCAGGGAAGAUGUCAGUCCCCUCUUCACCAUUAAAGUCCCCAGACCACCCCAAUGGCCAUGGGAUUUCAUGCUGUUUUGCAGGGGCUAGACCACGAGAAGUGGGUGCACCUGGACGCAGCCAUGUGGUACGUACUGUGAGGAGGAGAGCUAGCUCCUCACGACAGUUGUUGAUGUCCAGGUCCCGUGCGACCACGUGCCAGCCUGUGGGUGAGGGAUGCGACUUGGGAGGAUGUCUUGGGCUUAGCAUUCCCAGGGCAGGGUCAAAAGCAAGGAUGGAGAAAGAUGGAGCAUGAACACUUGACAGGCAGAGUAGACAGUGAGAGAGAGAGAGAGAAAGGUCUUCCUUUGCCAUUGGUUCACCCUCCAAUGGCUGCUGUGGCCAGCGCACUGCGCUGAUCUGAAGCCAGGAGCCAGGUGCUUCUCCUGGUCUCCCAUGCAGGUACAGGGCCCAAGCACUUGGGCCAUCCUCCACUGCACUCCCGGGCCACAGCAGAGAGCUGGCUGGAAGAGGGGCAACCGGGACAGAAUCCGGCGCCCCGACCGGGACUAGAACCCGGUGUGCCGGCGCCGUAGGCGGAGGAUUAGCCUAUUGAGCUGCGGCGCCAGCCUGCUGUUUUUGCUGUGAACUGGAGCGAGAACCUGCAGAAGGGAGCCUUGUCUUGGGUGGCAGAGAUUCUCCAGUCAGCAGUGGUCUCUGCAGGAGCCUGAGUGGGAGACGGCCAGCAAACUCGGAUGACCUCGCACGGGCUUGUGUUGUGAGGAGCCUUACGAACAGCAUGAGUUUGGAAGCGGACUCACCGUUGACUGCCUCUGUGUCCUUGGGCAAGCCAUUGCGCUGCUCCGGGUCUCAGCUUCCCCGUCUGGGGAGCAGGUGCAACAUCCCCUUCAGAGGGUUCUUGCGGGCACUGAGUGAGGUCACACAUGUAAAAAUGCAAGGCACACAGCAAGCAAGGAGCGUCAGCCACCUGCUGGGUAUCCGGCCCAAUUAUGCCUCCACAAACGUUUACAGAAUGGAAUUCAGUGCAAAUACCCCGAAGAGGAGCUUUCCAAGUGCCGGAAACAUUUUUAUAUUUGUGCAGGGAGAAAACAAAUAUUAUUUGUCCUAAAACAGUGAGGAGCAUGUUAAAGGCUCAGAAUGAGGGCGUUGAAAAUUGAAUAACUUCACUUGCAGACAUUGCAUCAAUUUCAUUCAAUUUGUAAGCCCUCGUCUCUGAGUUCAGGAGGAAAAAUGAAUUCAUCUCAAUCAAUCAGCCUGUUCCUGGGUGGUUUGGGGGAAGCCACCCUCUCUCAAAGGCCCCAGAGGCCCAGCCUCGCCUGGAGCAGAGCCUCUGGAACUUGGCUGUUUUUGCUGUGAGCUGGAGAGAGAACCUGCAUUGUCCUUGUCCAUGUUAUUUCUCUGUACUCCCAAGUCGUGCCCUGCAAGGGAUGGCUUUGGGUGGGUGUCUCAGCCUCACGUCUGGGGGCCUUCAGUGAGGGCCAAUGAGGACAUGCCCUGGCUGCUACCAUGGCCACGGCUCAAUGCCAUGGGGUAACACCCAAGUAUAGGCUGAAGGAAAUUCUAGGUGGUAACCACCAUCUCCUUGAGCUCUCCUUAUCUCUGCUUUACCAUACUUAAUCCAAGUCGCCCCUGGCCACGGUCAAGUACAGAAACAUUGUGUCUCUGGACCGACAUCUGUGUGGAGGAACUGUGGCACCAAGCCCCCAGUACCCACCUUGUCAUUCUUCUCUGUCCCGUAAGUAAAAGGGGUGAAACCAGAAACAGAGAGAUGAACAAGAGGCCCUGAACACAGACGCCACUGAGCAGGGCCGUCCUCUGCUGUGUGUUUAUCCUCUCUCCCCUUCUCGAACAGGUUGGGUCUCCUGGGUUUCACUGGGAUUUUAUUCUUUUUCUCUCUUUUUAAUGAUUUGUUAAUUAAUUUAUUUGAAAGUUAGAGCAACUGAGAUAAAGGGAGACACACACACAGAAAGAGAGAGAGAGAGAGAAAGAAAGAAAGAGAGAAAGAGAAAAAGAGAAAGAGAGCGAGCUUCCACCUGCUGGUUCACUCCCCAGAUGGCCACAACCACGAGAGCUAUCCGGGCCAAAGCCAGGAGCCUGGAACUCCAUCCUUGUCUCCCACCUGGGUGGUGGGGGCCCGAGUACCCAGGCCAUCUUGCGCUGCCUUCCCAGGCUCAUUAGCCAGGAGCUGGAUUGGAAGUGGGGCAGCCGGGAUUUCAACUGGAAUGCUGAUGUGUCCCAGGUGCAGCUGAACCUGCUGAGCCAAAAUGCUGACCCCAACUGGGAUUCCUGAGCUUCUAACUUUCCACUGGGACCUGUGUUUCUAGAAAUUCAGUGUUCAGGUACAAGAGUUACUGUAGAAGAGCCACCAGCCCCAGCGCCAGGCCACUGACUGCUGUAUAGCCAUGGGCAGGUAAGAACAUUUGAAUGAGGCCAAGACAGGCCGGAAGCACAAGGCUUGGCUGGGGCGGGAGAGACGGGCGUUCCCAGGGGGCCGAUGUGUGUGUUUGUCCUGCCCUGGCUCCUUGAUGAAAGGGGAAGGAGGAAGAAGGCCUGGACAGAGACUGCAGGCGGGGAAGACAGCCGCCCCUCCCCCCGCGGAACAAGCUCUGAUUGUGUUAAAUGUUGACGAUUCUCCUGCCACAGCCCUCAGGGACAGAUUCUGGCAAAGAUGAUGGAUAGGCCCUGGAGUGGGAAAGCAGAUGAUGUUUGAAAGUGCAGCGCUGGGGGCGAGCCAGGCUGGGCUCAUCCUGUUUGUUUUUGUUUGUUGCAGCUGCAUUACGUUUAAGGGAGGUGGAGGGGAGGUUGCAAAAUGAGCUUUUUUUUUUUUUUCUUCUUUUUUUUGUCUGCUGUGAAUGCUCAGGCUUUGGGGAAGUUGGUGUUUAGCAUCCUGUGCUGCGGUGUCAGAAGCCCCCACUCUGCAUCAGGCCUGGUGGGGUCUCUGGGGACACAGAAAGAAAUCAGAUGUGGUCCCUGCCCUGAGCGCCUCAGUGUGGGGGCGGGGAGACAACGUGCACAGACGAGGGGCCGCAGAGUGACUCAGGCUGUGAUGGGGCAGGCGCUGGGGGGCUGGGUAAGGGAGGGAGGGAACCACGG
Molecule: messenger RNA, 13304 nt
Organism: Oryctolagus cuniculus (rabbit)
Lineage: Eukaryota; Metazoa; Chordata; Mammalia; Lagomorpha; Leporidae
Source: RefSeq, a predicted model, not a curated record